Molecule: messenger RNA, 1021 nt
Organism: Lolium rigidum
Lineage: Eukaryota; Viridiplantae; Streptophyta; Magnoliopsida; Poales; Poaceae
Product: glutathione S-transferase 3-like
Exons: 3
Coding region: 136-801 (221 amino acids)
Cellular component (GO): cytoplasm
Molecular function (GO): glutathione binding; glutathione transferase activity
Source: RefSeq, a predicted model, not a curated record
UGACCCACCAGCACGUUAGGUGAGUGUGCCGGUGUCUGUCUCGUACGCACCUACCCCGCUGCGCUGUUCGGUCAUCGAUCUCGAGCCAGAGCUAUACGCCGGUAGUAGGAGAAGUUCAGCGAAGGAGAGGAGGCCAUGGCGGAGGCGACGCCGGAGACGAGCAGGAAGCUGUACGGGUACGCGCUGUCGUCCAACUCGGUGCGCAUCGCGGCGCUGCUCAACGAGAAGGGCCUCCACUACGACCUCGUCGCCGUCGACCUCGACAACAAGACGCCCCAGUUCCUCGCCAUCAGCCCCUUCGGCCAGAUCCCCGCGUUCCAGGACGGCGACGACGUCCUCUUCGAGUCGCGCGCCAUCAGCCGGCACAUCGCCACCAAGUACAAGCAUCUCGGCCCGGACCUGCUCCCCACGCCGUCGGCAAAGCUAGAGACGUGGCUGGAGGUGGAGUCGCACCACUUCUACCCGGCCGUGGCAGACCUGGUGUACGAGAUCCGCGUGAGGCCCCGUCUGCCGGGCGGCGCGCCGCCGGACCCGGCCGUGGUGGACGGGCUCGCGCGCAAGGUGGCAGACGUGCUCGACGUCUACGAGGCCCACCUCGCCGCCGGGAACAGGUACCUCGCGGGGGACGUCUUCACCCUCGCCGACGUCAACCACAUGGCGCAGCUGCUGGCCGUCAGCAAGACGCCCCGGGCGGCGGAGCUCGUCGCGGCCAGGCCGCACGUGCAGGCGUGGUGGGAGGACAUGUCCGCACGCCCCGCCUGGAAGAAGACCGUGGCGGCGCUAACCAUCUCGCCGCCGUGAGGGGCGCGCCGGUGGUUGUAUGUGGAGUUGCUCCUUAGCUGGGGGAGUUGAAUAACAGUGUGAUGCCACCAACGAACUGUUCAAUGGAAAAUAUGUGUCAAAAACCGUACAUUAUGAGCAAUUGACAUGUUUGAUCUCAUUGUCCACACACAGAUCAGGAUUAUUAUGUUUAUGUGGAAGUGAAGAUCUAAACAUUGACCAAUGAGGAAAUAUUCACUUC